CUGUGGAGCAGAAUAGGAGAGAGAGAGAGAGGGGAGAGAGUGAGCUUAUAGAAGACAUUUUGGGCUCUCCACACCCAAAAUCUCUGGAAGAUUCCUUCAGUGAGCUGCUGCAGAGCCGAGAAGAGGAGGAAGAGGAGCACAAGAAGAAGAAGAAGCUGUAGUUCAGUGUUGCUGCAGGAGAUCCAGACUACAUAACCUUGGAAUGUGGGUUAGGAGGCUACGUGCUGACCGAGGUCACUUGAACGUAGUGUGUGUCUGAUAUCGUGCACUGGUUCAGUGCGAAAGCCAAAGAAGAGAAACUACUGCCGUUCCCACCACAGAAGAAGAACCACGUGUAAAAGCGGACCGGUUUCACUUCCUUCUGUCACCCUGGGGAAGUCAACGCACCUCCGAUCUCCCCGAUUUCCCCCUUCCUCUUCAUCGCCAUCGCCGCCACCGCCGUCGCCCUCGCCACCGCUGAAGACCGCCUCGGCGUCCCGUCGCGCCCUGACCUCAGGUAUCUGGUGGAAAAGGUUUCGGCUCCCCGGAUCGCCCAUCAUGCACAUCAAGACCACCAAGUGUAACCGCUUCUGCCUGGUCGCCUCGGUGACCAACCAGGAAGUGUUCAACCGUCCCGAGGCACAGGCUAGUUUCGAGGCCUUGUUCCGCUCAUUCGACCCGGAGGUGCAGUUCCAGUACUUCAAGUCUUUCCGGCGGGUGAGGAUCAGUUUCAGUGAUGCUCUGGCUGCAGCCGAGGCCAGACUCCGGCUCCACAAGACCGACUUCAACGGCAAAGAGAUGAGACUCUACUUUGCCCAGUCCGUCCACAUAGGGAGUCCUCGGCUGGAGCCCCCCAAGCCGGAUAAACAGUUCCUGAUCUCGCCCCCCGCCUCCCCUCCGGUCGGCUGGACACAGUCUCUGGACCCCACGCCGGUCGUCAACUACGACCUGCUGUGCGCCAUCUCCAAGCUAGGACCAGGGGACAAGUACGAGAUCCACACCGCCACCCCCACCACCCCCAGCGUCGUCGUCCACGUCUGCGAUGACGAGCGCGGCGACAGCUCGGCCCCCGACGACAGCGACCAAGACGACAAGCCCCGCCCCCUGCGGCCGAAGAUCGUCCAGACGCGACGCCCCGACUACGCGCCCGAAGUGGAGCAGUGAGCGGGCGGCGAGGCCGAAGGCCGUUAACGUUUCAUCCUGAAGUGAUCGGUCCGGAGCCGAACACGCUCUCAGAGCUUUCGAGGAAUGCACCCGAGGGUGCUGCCAUCUCCUGUAGACGAGCAUUUCAUAAGACGGACAGAGAAAAGUUGGUGCUGAAUGCUGCAUUCAUGUCCCGUGGGGAAAGAUGGGAGAUAUGAACUUCCUAGUGGAGAACACUGUUGGAGAACUGAAGGAAAAUGUUGUUUUGACAUGCCGUAUACUGGUGUUUCCAUUGUCGUACUAUGGCGGGACACUGCUGGCUUUUUGGUUUGUGCUGACGCUUUUGCAAAUUCUCUGAAAAUGUACCUUCAGUUUGUGUGUUUGUGAGAUGAAAGCUGGUCGGGUCGCAAAUAAAGUGUGUACAAGAGAAAGUCAUCUGGAUGUCGGUUGUUCCCACGUGACACGAAUGCAGCAUUGUUCUGACGAGUCCUGUGUAUGUGUGUGUGUGUGUGUGUGUGUGUGUGUUUGGGACGGAUUGAGGAGGGAUUCCUUUGAUUUUUAAAGCUGAUUGUUUUUGCUGUAGGUGCUCCGUACGUCAGUCAGUCAGUCAGUCAGCUGGCGUGUGAGAGCUUGAUGAUGUCACCGCUUCAUCUGCCGCUGUGGACGUGUCGUCAAGUCAAAGCUCGCCUUACUCACAUGUUAUGAGGAGUUGUUUCUGUAAAGACUUCUAACUAGUGGUGUUACUUCAGCGUUGCUACUCUGUCUGUCUGUAUGUCUGUCUGUCUGUCUGGAGCUACAUUACAAUGGCUUCUAACAACAUAUAGCUCUGUUAAUGGGAAGGCUCCAGCUCCGCCAACCCUGGUAGAUCAAACAGGGCUAACCUUUCUGAGCUCAGCGCCUCCGGGUUCACUGUGUGAUUAAAACUCUCUGCUCAUUUAAUUAACUACAAAAUAAGAUGGAUAGAUAGAUGGAUCCUAACAUUUGUAGAAGAAAAGGCUGAUGGUCCAGCAGCACGCUGCUCAUGUCUACAACUAGUCUGGAUCUCUUCAGGCGACCCGGUUCAUGAGAUCGAUGAAAACGUGCAUCAUGUGUAUUAACAGUUUUAUUUUCCUGUGGCCAGUAUUGUCUGUUAUAUUUGUAAUUUUUGGGGGGGGCUAGUGGUGGUGACUUUCUAAUGGAUGAGGUGUUAUAAAAAUCUGCCAUUAAAAUGCCAAAUUGAAAUGGGUUGAAAAUGAUGGAGCCUCUUUCUGUUCCACUGCUGCUUAGAAUCAGGGUCAUUUAUCACAUUAUUUCUACUUGCUUCUGUUUUUAGUUGUGAAGCUUGGAAGAGAUGUUUGUGUAAAGCUAUUCUUCUUUCAGGGGGGAUGAGACACUGUGAAGCUCAUCUGUCCCACAGUAGAGAGGAGAGGAGGCUGCACCAGGCUCUGUCAUUACCAUGAUGGAUUCACCAUUAAAUAGAGAUGGAACUUCA
Messenger RNA from Sebastes umbrosus (honeycomb rockfish), 2593 nucleotides. Its product is annotated as calcipressin-1-like. Lineage: Eukaryota; Metazoa; Chordata; Actinopteri; Perciformes; Sebastidae. The transcript is spliced from 4 exons. The record is from RefSeq and is a predicted model, not a curated record. Gene Ontology annotation, biological process: calcium-mediated signaling. Gene Ontology annotation, molecular function: nucleic acid binding; calcium-dependent protein serine/threonine phosphatase regulator activity. Gene Ontology annotation, cellular component: cytoplasm; nucleus. Bases 538 to 1143 code for a protein of 201 amino acids.